Messenger RNA from Fonsecaea erecta, 819 nucleotides. RefSeq lists its product as hypothetical. NCBI's taxonomy places the organism in Eukaryota, Fungi, Ascomycota, Eurotiomycetes, Chaetothyriales, Herpotrichiellaceae. Gene Ontology annotation, cellular component: lipid droplet; prospore membrane; ascospore wall. The coding region runs from base 1 to 819 and encodes 272 amino acids. The transcript has 2 exons. The record is from RefSeq and is a predicted model, not a curated record.
AUGGCGGUGGAAGGGCGUUUACGAAUGUGCAGCUCCCUUUGGGACGCUACCUGGCUCUAUCCUCUGAAGGGUCUCUACUACUUCCUGCUACAUCCCUCUUUCUACCCUCUGUUUAAGGCGCGCCUGAUUCCCAUCGUGCUUCUCUCCGCCUUCAUCUACGCGAAUCUAUUCCUCUGGACAUUCCUCCCACAAGUUGCCUUCCUCGCCAUCUUUCACGGUGCAGGAGCCUGGGUGAACGCAACAUUUCUCGUGCUGGGUGAAGGGGCUGCGAUUGUCGCGCUUCUUUUUGAGGCUUUCUUCGUCGAUGAGACUCUCGUGGACACCUUUGAUGCUGUCCUUAUUGACCAAGGGUUGGCGGACCUGGUCAGUGAGGGGCGUACUCUCCAUCCGAUGGCUCAGAACUCGGUGAAGAUGCUUGGAAAACCUACGUCCACGGCCAUUUAUGCCCCGUUUAGUUUCCGCCAAAUCGUCGAAUUCGUCAUUCUUCUUCCCGUCAACCUCAUUCCUUUCGUUGGUGUCCCGAUCUUCCUCAUCUUGACUGGAUAUCGGGCCGGACCUUUCCAUCACUGGAGAUACUUCAAGCUCCGGGGGUUUUCUAAGAAGGAAAGACAAGAAUACGUCAGGAACCGUCAGCUCAAAUACACGUGGUUCGGCAUGGUUGCAUUGGCAUUGCAACUGAUCCCUGUGCUCAGCAUGUUCUUUUUGCUGACGUCGGCGGCCGGGAGUGCACUAUGGGCCGCGAAAAUGGAAAAGGCGCAUCGAUCGAGGGAAGCCGCGGCCACAUCCAGGACCGAGCCAUAUCAUGACGAUGUAGCAUAA